AUGGAGUCGAACGUGUUAGCCGAGCGAAGGCACCGGAGUGGGCUUAACCGCAAAGGGACGGUUUCGCUUCGGUUCAUUCGAUGGGGAAAAGAAGAAAAAGAGCAGCGGACGGAGAAGGAAAAAAAGAAUGCCGAUCUGCCGUCGAUUAGUGCGCAUCGAAUUGUGCAGCUUUUGUGUGGGGAGAAGGAGGCGGCGGACCGGCGUACUUCGCUUGUAGAUUUCUUUCCCCACACUCACACACACAGAAAUGCCAGUUUUUUUUGCCGAGCUUACCCUGUGCUCCUUCUGAAGCAGAAAGGAAGCGUGACCUUCGCUUACCAUGUCUGCCAGGCUACCGACACGUUACCAUUCCGGCGUUCUGACAGAUGCGCUACGGAGACCAACGUGGUGUGGGGAUUCCAGAGAGCACCGGCGACCCUCCUUUAA
Molecule: messenger RNA, 426 nt
Organism: Pseudozyma hubeiensis SY62
Lineage: Eukaryota; Fungi; Basidiomycota; Ustilaginomycetes; Ustilaginales; Ustilaginaceae
Exons: 2
Coding region: 1-426 (141 amino acids)
Source: RefSeq, a predicted model, not a curated record